CCGGAUCUUCCCUGAUCGGCCGGAGUUCAACUUCAAGGAGAAUCAACAAGAUCGCAUCGUCGUUCUGUCGUCCAUUUAUUCUACGAAGCAUAGAUGAUAUUCUGAAUUUAUUUCCCGUCAUCUACACUUCCAUAGCCUGCAAUAUUAGACCCGCUGGCAACAAUGACCACCACGGGCGAGUCACCCCCAGCCCGCAUCCGCAUCCUCACCCUCAACUGCUGGGGUCUGAAGUAUCUCGCCAAAUAUCGUAAUGAGCGUCUCUCAGAAAUUGGCCGCCAACUAGCCAUCGCAGAAGACCCUCCCGAAAUCGUUGGCCUUCAGGAGUGCUGGACGCAAGAAGACUACAAGAGCAUUCGCAAACAGACAAAACACAUCCUCCCGUACGGCAAGUUCUACUUCAGCGGCAUCUUCGGCGGUGGGUUAGCCAUUCUGUCGAAAUGGCCCAUCGAGGACAGCACCAUGUACGCUUAUCCACUGAAUGGUCGUCCGACGGCCUUUUUCCGUGGCGACUGGUUCGUCGGGAAGGGCGUCGCGUGUGCGCGUGUACGCUUCGGGCCGGGUAAUGAAGACGUUGCGGAGGUGUUCUGUACUCAUCUCCAUGCGCCGUAUGAGAGAGAACCAAAUGAUUCGUAUAUCUGCCAUCGGACAGCGCAGGCGUGGGAGAUCGCGAAGUUGAUGCGGGGAGCGGCGGAGCGGGGUCAUCUCGUUAUCGGACUGGGAGAUUUCAACAUGGUGCCAGCAUCCUUUGCGCAUCGACUGAUCACGACUCACGCCCCCGUUAAGGAUGCAUGGCAGGUCCUGCAUCCGGAUUCUUCAGUUGGAGCUGCCAUAGACAUGGAGGAGAGGAAACGGAACCGCCCAAUUCCCACUGCGGAAUACAACCUACUCGAGAACGGAGCAACGUGCGACGGAGCAUUCAACACCUGGCGAUGGCCCAAGGAUAGGAGGAAACGGCUGGAAAAGGGAGAAGAUUACACGGUAGACCCUCAGGUCGAGGAUCCCAAAGCAAAGAGACUGGACUAUAUCUUCGUCGGAGACGGCGGGUAUCCUCCCUCCUUCCCACCAUCCAGAUGGAAGGUCGAAUCCGUCAAACUCUCCAUGACAGAGCGUCAUCCGACUCUGAAGUGCUCGCUGAGCGACCACUUCGCCGUCGAGGCCGUCAUCACACGAGAUGCCACAGCAGAAACAACCACGCAGCCACCUCCCUCAUCCACCGCCCCAGAAACAGAACCGUAUCACCUCAGCCCAACCCCAUCGUCUACUACGCAGCGCCCCAAUCUCUUCCUCGCCCCCGAAACCUACGACGCUAUCCUCGCCAUGAUCGCCAAAUACGUCCGGCGUGAACGCUCCCAGCGUCGCUGGCGUCUGGCUCAUUUCCUUGUUGCCCUUAUCGUCUCCAUUGGCUGCUUCGUCGCUGUCUGGUGGACAGGAGGGAUCAUCUACGUCGCGUUCAUCCUCACAUUCGUCAGCACACUGAGUUUCGCAGCUGGUGUGUUGGACGGGUUGAUUGGGGGAUUAUUUGUGUCGAGUGAGCUCAGAGCUCUGAAGGAGUUUGAGUGGGAGGUGAGAAAUGCGAAGAGGCUAGCACUAGGUGGGAGUGUGGGAGAUGAGACGGAGGAGUGGAAGAUAUGAAUUGUGAAUGAAUCGGGUAAUAAUAAUAAUAGCCCGAGACCAACCAAGUCUAUCUUGUCUGAUCAGAACAUAGAAAAAGACAAGUAUGGCAUUAUAAUGUCUAUAAUAAUAAUGAGGGUUG
This is a messenger RNA of Paecilomyces variotii, 1753 nucleotides long. Its product is annotated as Endonuclease/exonuclease/phosphatase. The transcript has a single exon. The coding region runs from base 163 to 1632 and encodes 489 amino acids. Gene Ontology annotation, molecular function: sphingomyelin phosphodiesterase activity. Gene Ontology annotation, cellular component: cytoplasm. NCBI's taxonomy places the organism in Eukaryota, Fungi, Ascomycota, Eurotiomycetes, Eurotiales, Thermoascaceae. The record is from RefSeq and is a predicted model, not a curated record.